Messenger RNA from Ruditapes philippinarum (Manila clam), 2021 nucleotides. Its product is annotated as ATP synthase subunit alpha, mitochondrial-like. Bases 101 to 1768 code for a protein of 555 amino acids. Gene Ontology annotation, molecular function: ADP binding; proton-transporting ATP synthase activity, rotational mechanism; ATP binding. The record is from RefSeq and is a predicted model, not a curated record. Gene Ontology annotation, biological process: proton motive force-driven ATP synthesis; proton transmembrane transport. The transcript has 10 exons. Lineage: Eukaryota; Metazoa; Mollusca; Bivalvia; Venerida; Veneridae.
AUUUAGUGCAAAUAGUAUUUUCGGGUCCGUCACUUUGCAACGCACGGAGAUUCUUACACAGGCGGCCAUAGCGGUCUAAGGUUGAAGUAACACCGCUGAAAUGUUAACGGCACGAGUAGCAACAUCAUUGAUAAGACAGCUUCCAAGGGCUGCACCACAGGUGUGCCGCCAUGCCCUUGGUGCUGGUAGCGUUGCUGCAAGACACUUGACAACAUCACAGGCACAAUGGGCAUCCCAAAAGAGUGGAGGUGCAGAAGUCUCCUCUAUUCUGGAAGAGAGAAUUUUAGGCCAGUCAACAACAGCUAAUCUUGAAGAAACUGGAAGAGUGUUAACUAUUGGUGAUGGUAUUGCCCGUGUAUAUGGACUCAAAAAUAUUCAGGCUGAAGAAAUGGUGGAAUUCUCAAGUGGUCUACGAGGUAUGGCUUUGAACUUGGAACCAGACAAUGUAGGUGUUGUAGUAUUUGGUAAUGACAAACUUAUUAAGGAAGGUGAUAUUGUAAAGAGAACCGGAGCAAUUGUGGAUGUGCCUGUUGGUCUAGAAGUUCUUGGCAGAGUUGUAGAUGCCUUGGGAAACCCAAUCGAUGGCAAGGGUCCAUUGGAUUGCAAGACAAGAGCUCGUGUAGGAACAAAAGCCCCCGGUAUUAUCCCAAGAAUUUCGGUAAAAGAACCUAUGCAGACUGGAAUCAAAGCUGUGGACAGUCUUGUACCAAUUGGUCGUGGCCAGAGAGAAUUGAUCUACGGAGACAGGCAGACAGGAAAAACUGCCAUUGCCAUUGAUACAAUCAUCAACCAGAAACGUUUCAAUGAUGCAACUGAUGAGAAGAAAAAAUUGUACUGCAUUUAUGUUGCUAUUGGUCAGAAAAGAUCAACAGUUGCACAGAUUGUCAAGAGAUUGGCUGAUGCAGAUGCCAUGAAGUAUACAGUUGUUGUAGCUGCCACAGCCUCUGAUGCUGCCCCUCUACAGUACCUGGCUCCUUACUCUGGCUGUGCCAUGGGAGAAUACUUCAGAGACAACGGAAGACAUGCCCUCAUUAUAUAUGAUGAUUUGUCCAAACAGGCUGUAGCCUACAGACAGAUGUCCCUGUUGUUGAAGAGACCUCCUGGUAGAGAAGCCUACCCUGGUGAUGUAUUCUAUCUCCACUCUCGUCUACUUGAGCGUGCAGCUAAGAUGAAUGAUGACCAUGGUGGUGGAUCACUCACUGCUCUCCCCGUCAUUGAGACUCAGGCUGGUGAUGUAUCUGCUUACAUCCCAACUAAUGUCAUCUCCAUUACAGAUGGACAGAUUUUCUUGGAAAAUGAAUUGUUUUACAAGGGUAUCCGACCAGCCAUUAAUGUAGGUUUGUCUGUCAGCAGAGUAGGCUCAGCUGCCCAGACCAAAGCCAUGAAACAGGUUGCUGGUUCCAUGAAACUGGAAUUGGCUCAGUACAGAGAAGUUGCAGCUUUUGCCCAAUUUGGUUCUGAUCUUGAUCAGGCCACACAGAACCUCCUUAACCGUGGAGUACGUCUCACAGAAUUGUUGAAACAAGGACAAUAUGUACCAAUGGCUAUUGAAGAACAAGUUUGUAGCAUCUAUGCCGGUGUCCGUGGAUUCCUUGACAAAAUUGACCCAUCAAAAAUCACAGCUUUUGAGGAGGAUUUCCUCACCCACAUUCGUACAUCUCAGCAAACCCUUUUAAAUGAGAUCCGUGAACAAGGAAUGAUCAGCGAGUCCAACGAUGCUAAAUUAAAAGAAGUAGUUGUAAAUUUCAUGGCAGGAUGGAGUGGUUGAUUGACAUUCUCAGUAGGAGACUUUAUAAACAAUUAACAUACAUGUGAAGUGCGAUUGUGUGUGAUAUGAAAAUCUAAUAGUGCUUGGACCAACUUUCAACAUGGCUGUUCCAACUUAAUGAGAGAAAUAUUUAUUGUUUGAUAACUAAACCAUUAUAGAAAUCGUUUAGAAUGCAAGCAGCAGAAAAUUGCACUGUUGCUUCAAAAUAUUUUUGUUUGAGGAUGUUUAUAAUGGAAUAAAAUAAUUGAAAGUA